Messenger RNA from Annulohypoxylon maeteangense, 4489 nucleotides. RefSeq names its product glycosyltransferase family 1 protein. Gene Ontology annotation, biological process: carbohydrate metabolic process. The record is from RefSeq and is a predicted model, not a curated record. Bases 127 to 4479 code for a protein of 1450 amino acids. NCBI's taxonomy places the organism in Eukaryota, Fungi, Ascomycota, Sordariomycetes, Xylariales, Hypoxylaceae. Gene Ontology annotation, molecular function: hexosyltransferase activity; UDP-glycosyltransferase activity. The transcript is spliced from 5 exons.
UAUUCCUCUACCGUUCGCCUCUCUCCUGUGUAGCCUAAGCCGAGUCACGCAUAUUCGACGAAGCUAGUACGAAAAGUAUUCGAACUUAGUAGUCAAUAAUACGGCACUCUAACUUCGCCGCCAGCCAUGGCUCCCCCAUCCGAAGAGAGUAACGCACACCGGCGCGUUAGUAAGAAGCUUCAUAAAAGGCGUAAAGACGAACAUCAGCCAACUAUGGAGCUUCCCGACCGCUUAAAAGAUCACGGUGAUGAUGUGGACGAAGACGUUUUACCUCCCACGCAAGGACCGCAGAUGUUCAUGAAUAUGAAUCAGUCGAUAUUCGGAUUGAUUGCCGCAGCUGGUUCGAACGUAGACUUUAACGACCGAUUUGAAGGACAAUCUAGUGACGAAGACGAGGAUAUCGAUCGGGAUCAUAUACUAAGGAAAGGAAAGGAAAGGGAACAAAUUGCGCAAACCGUGGUACUGAAGAAGGGCUCCUCGGAAAGAGAAAAAGGAGAAAAGCAACGGAGGAGAUUAUCUGGUCAACUCUUGCGCUCGCUUCCUCAAUUACCGCGACUCACAACGCGAUCCAAAUUUAAGCAAUCGAAAUCGUCAGGCGCACAACCUAGCAGAUCGAAUACUGAGGGCUUGAGCUCACCGACCGCCGAGGACCCGCUCUCUCCCACAAUCGACGCCACUAAAACCGACUCCGAAGGGGGGCGACUUGCUCCGGUGAUGAGUAGGAUGCUAGAGGCGAGGAUGGAAAUGUCGUCUAGGCAAAGUUUCGACCUCGAAAGGUUGUCGGGCGAUCAUCGUAGAGCUGAUGCGGAUGAUGCUGGGCCAAGCUUAUUGGCUCGCAAGCUGAAACAAAUAUUCGAGUUCGACGAACCUGAAGAAGUGAUAGAGGAAUAUCCUUGUUGGUUAUUGCAAAGUGUGCUGCUACAAGGUUACAUGUAUAUCACGGCGAAGCACAUUUGCUUUUAUGCCUAUCUUCCGAAGAAAGCUCAUGAGGUUGCCAAGUCAGGUUACCUGUCAAAGAGCGGCAAAAGAAACCCCAAGUAUAGUCGUUAUUGGUUUCGCCUAAAAGGGGACGUGUUGGCCUACUAUAGAGACCCAUCUAACCUCUACUUCCCACACGGCCAGAUCGAUCUAAGCUAUGCUAUCUCGGCAAGCGUAGACGAGAAAGAAAAAGAUGACUUCUCAUUCUCCGUCGUCACCAAUCACCGGACUUACCAUCUAAGAGCUGACAGUGCUCCGAGUGCCAAGGAAUGGGUCAAAAGUCUACAACGAGUCAUAUUCCGAUCUCACAAUGACGGAGACAGCGUCAAGAUAUCCUUACCCAUCGAGAACGUUAUAGAUGUAGAAGACAGUCAGAUGAUCGAGUUCGCUGACACAUGCAAGAUUCGUGUUAUUGACAACGAUGAAACAUAUGCCAUCGACGAGUAUUUCUUCUCUUUCUUCAGCUUUAGCAAGGAAGCAAUUAAUGUUCUCAAAAUUCUAUUCGAUAAUGCAUCGAAACAAGAUUCUAGCGUUGCAGAGUCAAGUCCAUCCCGACAAGCAAAACAGGAGACGCAACCUCGGAAUAGUUCCAUAAAUGUCAAACGGACGAAAGGUCUUCCUCAGCUCGAUAUCAUAUCACCGAAACUUCGCGAAAAUGUACGGGCGACGUUGGCUCCUAUGUCACCUAAUAGCCCGCGAGAAGCGAGCCCCCGCGCUAGUGGUGACGUUCCUCGGGGUAGCUUUGACGCAUUUCGCCAAUUCGGACGGCGAAGCCUUGACCUUGAUGCUUUGACGCGGGAUGCGUCGCCUCGUCGAAGCUUCAGUGCCAGCAGGUCGUUAAGUAAACACCGUAGGAACGAGACUGCGACGCAGCAGGACAAGAUGGAAUCUUCUGACUCUUACGUGCAUUCGAUAGAGGAUCCAAGCACAUCUGCUCUAGCAUCAUCGUCAAACGAGGAUCCUUCUGGCAGUCAGAUUCUUCGAGGUAGCGAUGUAUUUCGUAGGCCUACCAUCCGGCGCUCUGUCUCGAUCUCGCGCACUUCUCCACGCGAGAGGUCGUCUGGGACAAGUCGCUUGCGCGAGAGAUCGGAUGAGUCUUUGCCGUAUGUUAAGCGCCACGCCGCCACGACAGGUCAUGUGAAUAAUCUCGGAUCUGACGAGAAGUUCGAUCAAGCAUCUUCGACCUCCCCAGGACUUCAGAAAAUAGCCAACAUGGGCGCUUACCCAUUGCAGCGUGCAGGAAUUUUUGCUAAUUACUUGAAUAAAACUAGCCGCCAUAUGAGCAACCUUCUGGCUACCGAGUCGAUGGGAUACGUAGAAAAGGUAUCGGGAAUGUGGAAAGGAGGGCGUAAACAUUAUCAUGAAACUCCUGCUCUUAAACCUGAAGGUGGGGAAUUGGACGACGACGACGACGGUGUUGAUAUGGACCGAUUCCGUGCACAUUUCGCACUGCCCGAAACCGAAAAACUCCAAGCAACUUAUUACGGCUACAUCGUUCGUGUCCUACCCCUCUACGGUAAAGUCUACAUAAGCAAUCGGUACUUUUGUUUCCGCAGCUUAUUGCUCGGAACACGAACAAAAUUGAUUCUCCCUCUAAAAGAUAUCGAAACAGCUGAGAAGGAGAAGGGUUUCCGAUUUGGUUAUUCAGGCUUGGUGGUCGUUAUUCGUGGUCACGAGGAACUAUUCUUCGAGUUCAACAAGGCCGAAAUACGUGACGAUUGUGCUGUCACCCUACUGCGGAACCUUGAGACCACACGAUAUCUUCGAGAAAUCGGCAAAUUAGACGAGGAAGAACAAGAAGACGCAGAUGAAGCGAUGGCGGAACGUGACGCACUCCACGAAGCACGACUUCAGGAUAACAAUGAGCACGAGCUCAAGAUGCCCCACGAGACGUCUUGUCUCACAGAUUCCUCCCCGACGAUUCUUUUCGAUGAUCCUAAGGCGUCAUUCCUCAACUUCAAGCCAUCCGAAUCGAUGAGAGUUACCUGCUUGACAAUUGGCUCAAGAGGUGACGUUCAACCUUACAUCGCACUAUGUAAAGGAUUAAUGGCCGAAGGCCACAAGGUUCGGAUAGCUACACAUGCUGAGUUUAAGGAUUGGGUUGAAGGGCAUGGUAUAGAGUUCUCCGCGGUCUCGGGCGAUCCCAGCGAACUCAUGCGCAUAUGCAUCCAGAACGGUACAUUUACCUGGGCCUUCUUGAAAGAAGCCAACUCGAAAUUCAGAGGUUGGUUAGACGACCUCCUCGCAUCUGCCUACGAAGCGUGUAAAGGUUCUGAUCUCCUGAUCGAGAGUCCUAGCGCCAUGGCCGGCAUCCAUAUCGCAGAGGCGUUAGGUAUCCCUUAUUUCCGAGCUUUCACGAUGCCUUGGACUCGCACACGGGCCUAUCCACACGCCUUCGUCAUGCCCGAACACAAGAUGGGUGGUGCAUACAAUUACGUUACAUACGUCAUGUUCGACAACGUAUUCUGGAAAGCGACGGCGCACCAGAUCAAUCGUUGGAGGAAUAAUAUCCUCGGCUUGCCUAACACCAACUUAGAAAAGUUACAGCCAAACAAGGUGCCCUUCCUCUAUAACUUUUCUCCGGCGGUCGUAGCACCUCCUCUCGAUUACAGCGACUGGAUUCGUGUGACAGGGUACUGGUUCUUGGAUGAGGGCACCGAGUGGACACCGCCUGAUGAUCUUAUGAAUUUCAUCCAGCAAGCACGCAAGGACGAGAAGAAGUUGGUUUACGUUGGUUUUGGUUCGAUCAUAGUGCCAGACCCGGCAAAAAUGACACAAGAGGUCAUCGACGCUGUUCUAAAGGCGGAUGUUCGUUGCGUGCUAUCCAAGGGAUGGUCCGACCGUAUCGGUAACAAGGAUGCGGCAGUCAAGGAACAAGAAUUCCCACCCGAGAUAUUCCAGAUAAAGAGCGCACCACAUGAUUGGUUAUUUGCUCAGAUGGAUGCUGCCGCCCACCACGGUGGCUCAGGAACGACAGGUGCUAGCUUACGAGCCGGUAUACCUACAAUUAUCCGCCCCUUUUUCGGCGACCAGUUCUUUUUCGGUAGUCGGGUCGAGGAUCUAGGCAUCGGCAUCUGCUUAAAAAAAUGGGGUGCCAACAGCUUCGCGAGAGCCUUAUGGGAAACCACGCACAGCGAACGAAUGAUCGUCAAGGCUCGGGUUUUGGGAGAGACCAUUCGAAAGGAAAAUGGUGUCGAUACAGCAAUUCAAUGCAUUUACCGAGACCUCGAAUAUGCCAAGAGUCUGAUCAAAUCCAAGACUGGCAAGAAUGCAGCUACAGCUAGCAGCCCCGACGGAACCACGAUUGAUGACUCGGAAGAGGAGAGCUGGACGUUCGUCGGCGGCGACGAAGUCGACCCGGAGCUUGUCGUUAAGAAAAGCGCGCUCUCCCAGUUGGAAGCUAAUAUGGGCGGAGUCUCGGGCAUGGCUUCGAUGGGUACGAGGCUAGCCGGAGGUAGGGGAACGAGCGUAAGCACCUCAUCGACCACGACGGGUUCUUAGGGAGAUUCCU